Messenger RNA from Canariomyces notabilis, 1125 nucleotides. RefSeq lists its product as uncharacterized. The transcript has 7 exons. The record is from RefSeq and is a predicted model, not a curated record. Lineage: Eukaryota; Fungi; Ascomycota; Sordariomycetes; Sordariales; Chaetomiaceae. The coding region runs from base 1 to 1125 and encodes 374 amino acids.
AUGGGUUGGACAUUCAACACCAAAGAUCCCAAUGCCCGCACUGCCGGGCCUUUGAUCACGGGUGUCGCUUGCGCCCUGACUUUCAUUUCGCUCGUUACCGUCUGCCUUCGUACCUACGUCCGGGCGGCCAUGGUCAAGGCCUUUGGUAUAGAUGAUUUCAUCAUUGUGGUAACAUGGAUUUGCGCCGCUGGAUUCGCCAUCGUCUCGAUCGCCCAGACUAGAUGGGGUCUCGGAUUGUACCAUAUCAAUGACCUGCCAGAAGAGAACAUUCACAACUUUGGCCUUUUACAAUACAUGGGCGCGCCAUUCUACAUAACGAGCAUCUUGGGCUUCAAAAUUACCCUCCUCGUGUCAUAUCUCCGAUUUAUCCCAAAAGGCCUCUACCGUCGCACGACUAUUGGCGUCAUUGUAGCAUGCGUCUUGUUCCAUCUAUCAUUCCUUCUGGUUCAGAUCAACCUCUGCCAGCCUGCCAGCAAGCAAUGGGACCGGACCAUCACAGACGGUUCAUGCCUUCCGGGUGUUCCAUUCUACACGGCAAUGGCAUCCAUCACCAUAGUAUUCGACGUAAUAGUCAUGCUCCUCCCCUUCCCUAUGCUCCUCAAGCUCCAGAUGAAGACGCGGAAGAAGAUCGUGCUGCUCGGCCUCUUUGGGCUAGGCUUAUUCAUCACCAUCAUACAAAUCAUCCGCAUCCAGACGGUCAAGAGAUUAUCCAACUAUAUCGACUCGGCCCCGCUCAUCCUCUGGUCCGCCGUCGAGAACAACCUCGGCAUCACUGUCGCCAACGUGCCCACCCUGGCGCCCCUGGUCAAGUAUUACAACGAGCGAUCUCGCUACGGGAGCCGCGGGAGGAGCGGGCGCACGGGAUACACCGUCGACGUGGAAUCGCGGCACACCAUGCAGACAUGGAAGUCCGGCCGGACGCCUAUGUCAAGGGUCUCCCGCCUCUCCAGGGUGCUGGAGAGUAGAAGCGUGCACGAAGUGGCCAAUGCUGGCAGCUUUGAGACCCGGGCGGUCAGCAGGGCAAACGAUAGCACUGAGUCGAUUAUGGGUAAUAGCGAUAGGGCUAAUGAUAGCCCGCCGCCUGGCAUCGUCAAGAAGGUGGAAGUCUUGGUUACUAGGAGUUGA